AAGGAACAGGCAGCCGCUCUCAGACUAUCUAUACCCGGGGAGGUGAUCGCAGUCCUCCCAUUUCCCACAAUGCAGCGGGGAGAGCGGCGCCAGAAUCGUACGGCACACGUCACACAAUUCCCGGAUGAUCCGUACACUGUAUGCGGGGUUUCCAGGCCCGGGAUGACCACCUUGGUGCUCGAUAAUGGGGCCUACACCGCGAAGAUCGGCUACAGCCACGGAGAGGUCAGUGUCAUUCCCAACUGCCAGUUCAGAUCGAAGACUGCCCGUUUAAAAACAUUCACAGCGAAUCAAAUUGAUGAGGUUAAGGAUCCAUCUGGCCUCUUUUAUAUUCUUCCAUUUCAAAAGGGUUAUUUAGUGAACUGGGAUGUCCAAAGACAAGUAUGGGAUUAUCUUUUUGGAAAGGAAAUGUUCCAGGUAGACUUUGGAGAAACAAGCAUCAUCAUCACUGAGCCAUAUUUUAACUUCAGUUCAAUUCAAGAGUCGAUGAAUGAGAUUUUGUUUGAAGAAUAUCAGUUCCAGGCAGCUCUAAGAGUGAACCCUGGGGCUCUCAGCGCACAUAGAUACUUCCAUGACAACCCAUCGGAAUUAUGCUGCAUCAUCGUAGACACUGGCUAUUCAUUCACACACAUUGUACCGUACUGCCGAAGCAAGAAGAAACAAGAAGGAAUAAUAAGAAUCAACGUGGGUGGUAAGCUGUUAACAAACCAUCUAAAGGAGAUCAUCUCAUACAGACAGUUACAUGUAAUGGAUGAGACGCAUGUUAUUAAUCAAGUGAAAGAAGAUGUCUGCUACGUGGCUGCUGAUUUCUAUAAAGACAUGGAGGCUGCAAAAUUAAAAGGGGAAGAUAAUUCUCUGAUGGUGGAUUACGUACUUCCAGAUUUCAGCACAAUCAAGAAAGGGUAUAUUAAGCCAAGGGAGGAGAUGGUGUUCAGUGGAAAGCCAACAGCCGGGGAGCAGAUACUUCGUCUAGCUAAUGAACGAUUUGCAGUACCAGAGAUACUUUUCCACCCGUCUGAUAUAGGAAUUCAAGAAAUGGGUAUUCCAGAAGCCAUUGUGCAUUCCAUUAACACUCUUCCUGACGAAAUGCAGCCUCAUUUUUAUAAGAACAUCAUCCUUACUGGCGGAAAUUCCCACUUACCAGGAUUUAAGGAUAGAGUGUAUUCAGAGGUGCGAAAGCUCACUCCUACAGACUACGACGUGUCUGUUAUUUUACCAGCAAACCCUAUUUCUUAUUCCUGGGAGGGUGGAAAGUUAAUAUCAGAAAAUGAUGACUUUGAAGACAUGGUAGUGACAAGAGAGGACUAUGAAGAGAACGGGCACGUGAUCUGUGAAGAGAAAUUUGAUAUUUAAUUUAUUCUUUGUGUACAGGUUGACUUUUUUUUUUUUCUUUUAUAAACCAUUUUAGUAAUGUAAAUAGGAAUCAUUUCAUGAACAUUAUUUAUUAGAUUUUGAUAACUGCCAGUGCUUCUGUAUUUGUAUGAAUUAAAAAGCCUUCUUUAAAUGG
Messenger RNA from Rana temporaria (common frog), 1507 nucleotides. RefSeq names its product actin related protein 6 (gene ACTR6). Lineage: Eukaryota; Metazoa; Chordata; Amphibia; Anura; Ranidae. The record is from RefSeq and is a predicted model, not a curated record. Bases 70 to 1353 code for a protein of 427 amino acids. Gene Ontology annotation, cellular component: Swr1 complex. The transcript has 11 exons. Gene Ontology annotation, molecular function: nucleosome binding.